Ceraceosorus bombacis is the source of this 1821-nucleotide messenger RNA. NCBI's taxonomy places the organism in Eukaryota, Fungi, Basidiomycota, Exobasidiomycetes, Ceraceosorales, Ceraceosoraceae. The record is from the annotation of a GenBank genome assembly.
AUGGCCAGCCUUGGCCUGACCGCAAUGGAGCCCUUCUUUGCCGCAUCUCCCGGACAGUCCACAUUGCUCGCUGAGCAGAUCUGGGCUCUCACCAAGUCCGGAGAGAAGAAACCCUCCCCUGCAACACCUUCUCCAUUCAAGCCAUUGGGCAUGCCCGCUACACAGACCCCUGGGUUUUCUGCUGCCUCUUCUGGAAGACCUGCUUUGCCAAAGCUUUCUCCCACCACUAGCCCCUUGCGCCUGCCUGUAUCCUCAUUGCGCAUUCCCAGCAGCAAGCUGCAAGGCAUGAAGUUGUACGCAGGUCUCCAAACUCUGCUGCAAAAGCACAGGCAACAGGAGGAGUCUCAGGGGCCAUUGGAGGGUUCUGGCAUCAAGCUGCUGACUAAGACCGCACUGCAGCAGCCGCUUGUGCAUUGUAUAAGCUAACAGGAGUGGGUUGCAAGGGCAGAGAGCUUGUGUAGCAAUGCACAAGGCCUAGCCGGAGCAUUUUGCAUGCCACCUGAGCUUGGGAGGAGUAGCCCCACUCAUGCUUACCCUAAGUGCAAAGGAGCAUCUGAGCACCAAAUCUGCAGACAAUUUGGCAAGGGAAAGGUAGCAGGAAGAGACAUGCGAGUAGAGACCAGGUAAACAAGCUGAUCCAAGCUGCCUUGGCUCAGCACAAGGCUGACCAGGAGCACCUCCAAAAGGAGGUUCAAAUCAAGUGUGAAGAGCUGGAGGAGAAGGUAGAGGUGCUUGCAUCAGAGAAUGAGCGCCUGAAGCUUGCCAGCAAGUUUCAAUGGAGCAAGUACCUCAUCUUUGGACUGGUGCUUGCUGCUGUAGCAGUGACAAUGAUCACUCUAUGGCACUUUGCUGGAGAUGAGCUGACCGAGUGGGCCCGUCAUCCCAACAAAGUUCCAGAAUGGCUGGUGGACUACCUCAAGCUCUGCCCAACAGUCACCAUCGAGAUUCCCCCUCUCCAUUGGCUAGACAAGGCCAAGCUUGGUGUCUCAAACUUUGUGAAACAUACCUUCUUUUGCCGUCUCUCGAUCAUCCACCAAUGCCUCCAACGCCAAUCAAGUUCACGGACGUUUUAGGUGACCUUGGGGCCAAAUUCUGGCAUGUAGUCCUUAGCGCCAACAAGGACUGGAUCUGCGGGUUGAAGGACUGGAUCUGCAGGUCAACAAUACCAGCUUCUUGGAAGCAGAAAGGCUUCUCUCCGCUGCCUCUCAAUUAUGCACCACUGCCUCCAACACCAAUCAAGUUCAUGGACGUCUUAGGUGAUCUUGGUGCCAAACUCUGGCAUGCAAGCACCAAGAAGAACUGGAUUUGUUGGUCAACAAUACCUUCUUGGAAGCAGAAAGGCUCCCAGAUGGUUAUGGCGCUCUCUGACAAUUGGAAGGAAGGGGUCUUGAAGACCAUUGCUUCAAUGCUCUCUAUGAAAUGGAAGGAAGCAGCAUUGUUGGCAUUCCUGCGGUUCUCAUGGUGUGAGUAGAUUGCAAAGGUCCUGAGCUACCUCAGCGCAUACUACUUCUCAUGUAAUUGCGGACUCUCCGCUGACAUUGCACCAUUGCUCUUUUGCUCAGCAACACCCACAUUGGGUUCAUUUGCCAUUGGCAGGAUGUUCAACACUCUCUUCAUGCUCAGACUCAGCAGAUCAUUGCUGAACAGCAUCAGGAGAUGCAGCGUCUCUGCCUCACUUUCAGUGGCAAGCUUGCCCAGAUUCAAGCCCAACACAAUGCUGAACUUGUGUCUCUUUGCAAGCGCCAAGAGAUGGACCUUGCUGCUCUUUGCGCAGAGAACAAGGAAUUGAAGCGCAAGACCAAAGAGCUUGAAGUGCCUUGA